Molecule: messenger RNA, 4704 nt
Organism: Drosophila bipectinata
Lineage: Eukaryota; Metazoa; Arthropoda; Insecta; Diptera; Drosophilidae
Biological process (GO): DNA integration
Molecular function (GO): nucleic acid binding
Source: RefSeq, a predicted model, not a curated record
AUGCAUAGAAAGAUUCAACAACGUGGUGCCUGCAAGGGGCAAAUAACGCGCACCCUCAACAGUGCUGUGGAGUUUUCACAAAGAUGUGAAAAUGUGGAAACAUUGCAAUUCAAGCUGGAGCGUUUGGUCGCUACUUUCAACCACUUUAUGGAGCUCUCAGAUGAUUUAGUGGAAUUUCACUUGGAGGAGGGAUAUGAAGACCCUGGAUUGGACAUACCCGAAUACGAGGACAAGUUCUACGCCGCGCAUGCUAUUUUUAGUAACGCCAUCAAGGACAUGGGAGGUCAAGAUCAUGGACAGGACCAGUCGAACAUUCUACUUUCAAGUACAGUGGAACGUCUAUUUGAGGGACAAAACAACCUUUUGGAGAAAAUUCAUACUUCAUCGGGAACUGCUGAUUUAAGGUUUGAGAAAAUUCGGAUUCCCACAUUUUCUGAAUUACGCAAGGUAAUUGACUCGGCCGACGAAUGCAUUCGAGGCUUACAUGCGCUGAACUGUGACAGCCGCGAUGUAUGGCUCAUUCAUAUUUUGCUGUCAAAGUUAGGUUCAGAAAUUAAACAAGCUUGGGCCAACUGCAGUCUAUCGGCCACUGAAGACGCCACCAUAGAUGAGCUGUUCGCCUUUCUUUUCGCCCAUUGUGAUACUUUGGAGUCUUGUCAGGACUUACCCGCAACGCAACCCUCAAGACCAGCCCAGAGUAGACGCCGCCAAUCCGCCUUUCAUGCCAGUGGAUCAACUCAGUCGUCUCGCGAAUGUAUAUAUUGCCAAGGACAGCAUUCUAUAUAUUCAUGCAAUGAAUUCAAGGCACUGGAUGUAGUCGGUCGCCGCACCUUCGCCAAGGAUACAAAAUUAUGCUUCAACUGCUUGAGUCGAUCGCAUCAAGUCAGGGAUUGUAAUUCAUCGAACACUUGCCGUCAGUGCAAUGCUAAGCAUCACACGUUAGUACACCCGAUUGAAGCGAGAUCGGUUCCUGUGGCACCUGCGCACUCGACUGUCGUUGAUACGAAUACUGCCGCUGUUAGCCAUCAUAUUUUGGAGAGGGCCAACAAUCCAGCCCUACUGCCAACUGUUGUCGCCAAUGUAAUUGACACAUGGGGAAACGAGACCUCAUCUCAGCAGGUCAAAUCAAAUGCAACUAUUUGGACCAAGAUUCGCAGCCUACCGCUAGCUGACCCGACGUUUGGAUCUCCGGGCAAAAUCGACGUUAUCUUAGGCGCUGAUCAGCUGUGGAACUUAUAUACUGGACAUCGCCGAGAGUUUGGUAUCGAAUACCCCAUUGCACUGCAUACUAAUUUUGGUUGGGUUAUUACAGGCAGCUAUAUUGAUUGUAACGAAGCAUCUGCGCACGCACAAGUUCAUCAUGCUUAUGAAGAUUUGGAUUCCUUAGUUCGCUCAUUUAUGGACAUGGAACAAGUGCAUCCGAGUAAAACAACGAUAGACGCCAGUGAUCCCGCCGAACAACAUUUUCUGAAAACACAUGCUCGUAGAGAAGAUGGUGUUUAUAUUGUUCAAUACCCAUUCAAGGAGCCCCGCACGCCAAUUGGCUCCACUUUGCCACAGGCUUUAAACCGCUUCGCCGCUUUGGAAAGGAAAUUUAGAAGAUUCCCCGCACUCAAACAACAAUAUGUGGAUUUCAUGGAUGAUUAUUUAAAUCGAGGACAUAUGGAAUUGAUUCCGGCUGCUGCAGGCGGUGAGGAUCCCGCACGCUACAACUAUUUGGCACACCAUGCAGUUUUUAAGCCAGAUAGUACUACCACACGUUGCCGAGUGGUAUUUGACGGCUCUGGAAAGGAUUCCACGGGUCAUUCUCUUAAUUCGCGACUGCAUAUAGGUCCGCCUAUUCAAAGGGACUUAAUUGGAGUAUGCCUUCGAUUUCGUCAGCAUCGCUAUGUAUUUUGUGCAGACAUCGAGAAGAUGUUUAGAGGCAUUUUGGUGUCGGACGAACAUACACAGUACCAACGCAUAGUUUGGAGGAAGGAUGAAAACGCUACGCUGGAUCAUUAUCGACUGUUGACAGUAACAUAUGGAUUAGCUUCAUCGCCGUUUAUUGCAGUUCGAGUUCUUAAACAGCUCUCGAAUGACUAUGCCGAAUUGUAUCCCACCGCUGCUGUCGUGCUCAACAGAGACGCGUACGUUGAUGAUAUUCCUACUGGAUGCGACAACAUCAAGGAUGUCAUUGCACUCAAAGAUGAAUUGAUUCUGCUUCUUAGCGAAGCUCAAUUCAAAUUGCGAAAGUGGAGCUCAAACUGUUACGCCCUUUUAAAGUCGUUGCCAAAGGAGAUUUGUGAGUAUCCACCAGAGGAUUUAGAGGAAGACCGCUCAUUUCGAUUUGUUAAAGUCCUGGGAUUGUGUUGGGAACCAAAACCGGACUAUAUUUUCUUCAAAUUAGAAACCCCCGCAUUUACGACUGCUCUUACUAAACGCAUAUUGCUUUCAGAACUAGCCAAGAUCUACGACCCGCUGGGUUUGCUUUCGCCAACUGUUGUUUUUCUGAAGAUCCUAUUUCAAGAUAGUUGGCUAAGUUCUGUCGAUUGGAAUGAAGUACUACCGCAGCAAAUAUGUACACGAUGGCAACAGUUUGCAUCGGAAAUGCAUUUAUUGGAAACUUGUCGAGUUCCUCGCUACAUAUCUGCACCACAUCAAGAAAUGGAACUGCACGGAUUUGCUGAUGCAUCAUCUCAAGCGUAUGCUGCCGUCAUCUAUAGCCGCGUCGAAGUCAACAAUGGAUAUGCUGUCAAACUGAUUAUGGCUAAAACUCGCGUAGCCCCUAUUAAGCCUAUCUCCAUUCCGCGACUAGAGUUAAACGCAGCUCAUUUACUCUCUAAACUGAUUUAUCUGGUCAAGCAAUCAUUAACUGUUCCUAUUUCCAGAAUUAAUUGUUGGUCAGACUCUGAAAUAGUCCUGCAUUGGCUAUCUUCUCCGCCUAGGACUUGGAACACCUAUGUUUGCAACCGCACUGCUGAAAUUCUAGAGGUUUGCCCACGCAGCUGCUGGCAACAUAUUCGAAGUGGUGAUAAUCCCGCAGACUGCGCAUCGCGAGGAGUACUGCCAAAGGACCUCGUGGAUCAUCAAAUAUGGUGGAAUGGACCACCUUGGCUAUCUCAGUCACGUUCAGCUUGGCCACCUGUUAAAGCUAAGUUUGUUCUGUCGACAGAAGAAGAGGCCUGCCUAGAGAUGAAGGCUGAAACGAAAGUUAAUCUACACAUUUCCGACGACGGAAAUUCGCUAUCUUGUAUGAUCAACAAAUCGUCCUCAUGGUCCCGUUUAUUAAGGAUAGUCAGCUACUGCCUUCGCUUCGUUCAUCGUCUUCGUGAGAGGAAUCGACUUUCACCAUUCCUAUCGGCGUGGGAGCUACAAUAUGCACGAGCUAAGAUCUUCACGCGCGCUCAAGAAGAGUUCUUCCACUUGGAGUACAAGCAGUUAACUACCGGACAGCCAUUGUCGAAGAAAUCGAAGUUGAUUCGCUACACACCCUUUUUAGACGAGCAGAGAGUAAUGCGUGUUGGUGGUCGCAUCGAUAAUUCUAUAGCUACUUAUGACGCAAAGCAUCCCAUUCUCCUUCCUAAGGAAUCUCCAAUAGCUGGUCUGCUAGUUCGCUAUCAACAUGCUGCAUUGUUACACGCUGGAGUCGAAUACACGUUUCAUAGUCUACGCCAAAGGUAUUGGAUUCUAGGAGCUCGGAACCUCGUCCGCAAAACUGUAUUCAAUUGCAGAACUUGCUUUCUGCAGCGAAGACACACGAGUUCUCAACUUAUGGCUGAUUUACCGGAGUUUCGAGUUCAACCCGCUCGUUGUUUCCUGCACACUGGAUUGGAUUAUGCUGGACCUGUGUCAAUCAAAACAUCGACAGGCCGGACACCAAGAUUUGGCAAAGCUUGGUUUGCGAUCUUUGUCUGCCUAUCUACAAAAGCUAUUCACAUAGAAUUGGUCAGCGAUUUGACGACACCCGCCUUUAUAGCCGCUUUCAAACGCUUUUGGUCUCGACGUGGACCUAUAUCGGAUUUAUACUCGGACAAUGGAACGACUUUUCAUGGAGCCAAAAGAGAUUUAGCUGAAAUGCAACGAAUGGCAAUAGCUCAAAGUCAAGAUGAAGAAAUUUCAAGCUUCAUGGCCAGCCACGAGAUUAAUUGGCACUUCAUUCCGCCAUCUGCUCCCCAUUUCGGAGGCAUUUGGGAGACUGGUGUGAGAUCCAUAAAGCUGCACUUAAAACGAGUCAUUGGCAGCAGUGCCUUGACAUUCGAGGAGUAUUCGACCCUGUUAAUUCAGAUUGAAGGGCUUCUGAACUCUCGCCCUUCAUGCGCACCUAGCGAUCACAGUCUUAACCCGCUAACUCCUUCUCAUUUUCUAACAGGUCAGCCUCUCACUUCGGUACCAGAACCAUCUUUCCUGGAUGUAAAUAUCAACAGACUGCAGCGCUGGAGACAACUACAGGCCAAGGUUCAAGGUUUCUGGAAACGUUGGAAUCUCGAGUAUCUCAGCACGCUUCAACCUCGCACGAAAUGGCAUCAAGAUACUCCAAAUGUUGCCGUGGACACACUGGUUGUGCUGAAGGAGCCCAAUCAACCGCCAAGCAAGUGGAUGCUAGGACGAGUCACCGAAGUUCACCCUGGCCAGGAUCAGAGGGUUCGGGUGGUCACCGUUAAAACCGCCAAGGGAAUCUACAAGCGCCCUGUUACGAAAAUUGCUGUGCUUCCUUUGAACUGA